AUGGCAUAAACCAAAAUUUAGAAUAGGAAUUAAGUCCAUAAAUGAAAGAAUCACUCACUUUGAGCCUUGAAUAGAAUGCACUUGGGGCCAACCUGAUGAGAGAGAGAGAGGAAAAGAAUCAUGCAGUAAUGGUUCAUUGGGAGCUCUGUUUCCAUGCAUUUCAUGCCUUAAAGAUCACUUCUUAAACAUUCACUUUUCCCCUCUUAAAAAAUGACUAAAACUAUAGCUUCCAAUUGCAUCACCAUUACAUACUAAAGCUUUUACCCUCAAAUCUCCCUCUCAUCACCAUUGUUGCAGGAUGGGGAAGCCUCCUUGCUGUGAUAAGUCCAAUGUUAAAAGAGGGCUUUGGACUGCAGAGGAAGAUGCCAAAAUCCUUGCUUAUGUUUCCAACCAUGGAGUUGGGAAUUGGACUCUGGUUCCCAAGAAAGCAGGGCUGAAUCGAUGUGGGAAGAGUUGUAGACUGAGAUGGACUAAUUACCUUAGGCCUGAUCUCAGGCACGACAGCUUCACUCCUCAAGAAGAAGACCUCAUUAUCAAACUCCAUCAAGCCAUUGGAAGCAGGUGGUCUGUAAUAGCAAAGCAGCUGCCAGGAAGAACAGACAACGAUGUAAAAAAUUACUGGAACACAAAGCUGAGAAAAAAGCUUUCAAAAAUGGGAAUAGAUCCAAUAACUCACAAGCCCUUUUCUCAGAUCCUGUUUGACUAUGGAUCCAUAAGCAGCCUCCCAGCCACGCCCAAACCCCCCCUGAUAGGCCCCUUCAACAAAACCUUGAACCCAACAACAACAACAACAAUGGCCAAAACCCAGCAACCAUUUUCUUCAGGGGCCUAUUUGGGACAGCAAUUUCAGUUUCAGACCCCAAAGAAACCACAGUUUUUCAAUGAACAACCGACAACCUCGUCUUGUUCAUCGUCCUCCAUCAAUGGCGGUGAAGGCUUGUUCCAUUUUGCUGCUUCUUCGUCGUGUUGUUCGGAGCAGCGUAAUGGGAUUGAGCCCUUUUCGCAGCAAUGUGAAGGGUCUUCUUCCGAUUCGUCUUUCGAUUCGUUUGUGGAUGCCUUGUUGGUGCAGGAUUGUGAGAUUAAGGGCUCGUUUCCGGAGAUUUUGGAUGGGUGUUUUGAUUAUUGA
Molecule: messenger RNA, 1126 nt
Organism: Cucurbita moschata (crookneck pumpkin)
Lineage: Eukaryota; Viridiplantae; Streptophyta; Magnoliopsida; Cucurbitales; Cucurbitaceae
Product: transcription factor MYB35-like
Exons: 3
Coding region: 299-1126 (275 amino acids)
Source: RefSeq, a predicted model, not a curated record